AUGACUCGUCUCGCCUCCGUGACAGCUUUGUGCCUCCUUGCUUUGGUCAUUCCCUCCGGUUUGGCUGGGCCAGCUUGUGCAACAAAGAAUUAUCGACAGCAGCAAUGUAUCGAAAGAUGUAAAGCAAAAUGGGGCUAUCCAGGAUCCCUGAUGGGUAGUUCUCGUUGGGGUCCUGUUAUGCGCAAGGGGACAGAUAAGUCUACCCAAGCCAUGGACGCUGCAGUUUCACAGGCAUGCGGAUUUGGAUCGUCCUCAGCUGACAUCCAAGGCGCAGUUGCGGGCGCGUCGGCCUCGAUAACGAGCAGUCUGAGUAGCAGCGCACAGACUGCGCAAAGUACCACACAUUCUCUAACCGCAUCAAUCACGUCUUCUUCAUCAUCCACUACCAGUUCGUCUUCCAGCUCAUUCUCGCUCACUAGCGAGACUGGUGCCAAUUUGUUUGACACCGUCGUACCAACGUCAACCUCGAUUUUCAGCACUAUUACCACUAGCACAUCUCCCAGCCUAACUUCCACUUCCACUUCCACCACCCAAGAAUCCACAUCGACGUCUGAGCCUCCUCCACCGCCGCCACCAACCUCCACAACCUCAUCUUCUGAAGCUACCCCUACUUCCGAGUCUGGAAAUAAUGGGUCUGGGUCCGACCAAGGCACCAAAGAUCAAGGUUCAGGUUCUUCCAACUCAAACUCUGGUUCCACCCCCAACAGCGACAUCCAGACAUAUCUUAGCGCACACAAUUCUAUUCGUGCUCAACAUGGUGCAGCCGACCUGACCUGGAGUGACGAUGCUGCAAAUAAGGCUCAGACAUGGGCCAACAAUUGUAAUUUUGAACAUUCUGGCGGUAAGCUCGGCGCUUUCGGUGAAAACUUGGCGGCAGGAACUGGCGGCUCCUAUGGCAUUACAGCGGCCAUUAAAUCUUGGACUGACGAAGUCAAGGAUUAUAAGGCCAGUAAUCCUGUGGCUUCCCAUUUUACGCAGGUGGUAUGGAAGGCGACCACUCAGGUCGGCUGUGCCGUUACCUCUUGCGAUGGUAUCUUUGAUGCCAGCUUUGGCCCAGCCAAAUUUUACGUCUGUGAAUACUUCCCUCAAGGCAACGUUAUUGGCAAAUUUGACACCAACGUCCAGGCUUGA
Messenger RNA from Marasmius oreades (fairy-ring Marasmius), 1131 nucleotides. RefSeq lists its product as uncharacterized. Lineage: Eukaryota; Fungi; Basidiomycota; Agaricomycetes; Agaricales; Marasmiaceae. The transcript is spliced from 6 exons. The coding region runs from base 1 to 1131 and encodes 376 amino acids. The record is from RefSeq and is a predicted model, not a curated record.